CAACCACCGACCUCGACUUUUGCGCCUUUUCCCCCUGGACCGUCCCCCGAGGAUUGCUUGGUCCCGCCGCUCGCCGCCAGAGACCGACUUGGGAUGCGCUCAUGAUCAUGCCCCUUCACAAGCCCGUCCGGUGAUCGUUUGUGUGUUAUCGACUCAGUUGCAACCUCCCCCUCCGUGAAAAUGGCCUCCGCGGGGUCGUCAGGCCGCUCGGUCACCGAGCUGGCCGCUCAGCUUUACGAUGCCUGUAUCAACAAGUUCCCCUCCGACCAUCUGUUCUACCAGCAAGACCUCCUGGGUCUGGACAUCGUCCCCAAGAACGAAUUGGCCCUGCUCCUGCAAUGCACCCAGUCGCUCGUCGAUCAGAAACUGUUCCGGCUGCUCCAGGGCAAAAACGACCGCUUGGCCUGGAAGAUUAUCUCCCGCGAAGACGCUGAAAAACUGCAGAAUCUGAGCCCCGAUGAGAGUCUGGUCUACAAUGUCAUCCAUUCCACUGGCCGCUCCGGUAUCUGGGUCCGUGCCAUCGGGAACCGUACCAACCUGCACAAGUCCAUCCUCGAUCGCUGCCUCAAGUCGCUGGAGGGAAAGAACUACAUCAAAAGUGUCCACAAUGUCAAGUUCCCCAGCCGGAAGAUGUACAUGUUGGCCGGCCUGGCCCCGAGUGAGGACGUCACCGGAGGAGCCUGGUUCACCGACGGAGUCUUGGAUGAGAACUUUAUCAACAGCGUGGCGGGCUUCAUCGAAUACACCGUGAGCCGGAAGAGCUGGUACGAGGUCCCCGUCUCGGACGGACAUCGCAACAAGCGCAUGAAAACCGCCGACGGAGGCUUGGCUGUCAAACAAGAGGGCGCUCAGAGGGAAUACCUCCCCUUUCCGGCCGGAUACCAGGGCUACCCCACCGUGCCCAUGCUGACGGGCGCCGUCAACGAGAGUGGCAUCACUCCCGUCCGCCUGGGAGAGGAGAGCAUCACGCAGCUCCUGGAAAUGCUGUGUUACGAUAACAAGCUGGUCGCCUUGAACAACGGCGAAGUCUACAAGUCCGUCAAGAACCCGGAGCAAGUGAAGUCCCAGCAGGCGCGGAAGCCCCGCAGCGACGACGCCGGCAUCGACGACCGCUUGGUCCGGAACGGCAUGACCGAAGCGCCUUGCGGCCACUGCCCUGUCUUCAAGCUCUGCGCCCCCGGUGGAGCCGUCAGCCCCGAGAGCUGCGAGUACUUCGAUCCCUGGCUGGAGAAAGCCUUGGGAUUCUAAGGGAGCGGGUCUAAACUCGCUUUCUAUUCUUACAACUUCAUACCACACACACACCAUUUCUGUAUACAAUUCGCGCAGCUUGCGCCCGAUGAGUUUUGCUUGCAUAGCGAUGGCGUUCAUGUCUGAUAUUGGGAUCGGCCGAGGUUAAGGUCUUUUUACUCAAUGUGGGCAACAAAAAAUCAUGGUUUUUUGGAAAGAUGGAAAAGGCUGGUCAGGGAGGAGGGAGGCGAUGGGGGACGAG
Messenger RNA from Aspergillus heteromorphus CBS 117.55, 1489 nucleotides. RefSeq names its product RPC34 RNA polymerase subunit family protein. NCBI's taxonomy places the organism in Eukaryota, Fungi, Ascomycota, Eurotiomycetes, Eurotiales, Aspergillaceae. Gene Ontology annotation, biological process: transcription by RNA polymerase III. Gene Ontology annotation, cellular component: RNA polymerase III complex. The transcript is spliced from 2 exons. The record is from RefSeq and is a predicted model, not a curated record. The coding region runs from base 181 to 1248 and encodes 355 amino acids.